GGAUUCGUCUGCGUUGACGGACCUCCCACUAGCAGAACUCUGUUAGAGUUAGACAGACGAGCGCGUUUUCCACACGUGGUCUUCUUACGAUCUGCAUCGAAAGCAUUGAAGGUCUUCUGCUGUAGUUCAACGAUAAAAUGAGUCAAGAAAUGUCUGGUUCACGUGGCAGAGGCCGAGGUGGUGGUGGUGGACGAGGAAGAGGUGGAGAUCGUGGAGGUUCUCGUGGUUUCCGAGGUGGUUCCCGAGGAGGAAGUUUCAGAGGGGGUGAUCGUGGAGGAGAUAGAGGUGGUCGUGGAAGCUGGGGUGGUGGAUCUGGCAGUCCCAGCCGUGGAGGACCAUUCAGAGGUGGUCGUGGAAGAGGUGACAGUGGCAGAGGAGGACCAUCUUUUGGCAAUCGUGGAAGAGGAUCUUCUGGUGCCCGUGGAAGAGGAGGUGCAACACUUCCCAACCGUGGAGAAUUUCAGCGCUUUGAAAUCAAAGCUGGCCUGCAACUGUACAUCACCUUCAACGAUAAUCCAAAUCUGGAAGACCUGGAAAAACUACCAGGAUUUCAUUCAAUCUCAACACCAUUCAGCGAAAAGGAAAUUUUGAGGAUAAUUUUGUUCAGAGAUUUGGAGUCACUUGAAGCAGCAAGGAAAAUCCUUGAUGCCCAUGAAAAUGUGAAAUCCACUGAUCAAAUGGGAAUGAAAUCAGCAAAGAAACAGAGCGAUUCCUUGGAGAGUAGACAAGUUUACCUUAGGUUUGCCAAACCUUAUGUUGAAGACGAUGUCAAAACACUUGAUCCUAAAAUUGAGGAGAUUAUUCCUCUGAAGGAAAACAGCUGCAAGGUACAAUUUGCAACUGUUGAAGAAUCAGAAGCGGCAUUUUUCAGAUUAAAGGACCAGAUUGGUCAAAAUUUCUUGAAACAUGUUGAUGUGCCAUAUGUAGUGCAAAGUGCCAAGUUAGCAGUAGCCAAUAUCCAACAAGAUCAGGUUGUGUUGAGAGAUGUUCCCAAAGAUGUCACAAUCAAACAUAUUGCUGAUAAGUUCCCUGACGCAAUUUCUUUCACCCUUUACGACAAGACUUUCCCCGCGUCCAAGUUUUGCCACGCCGCUCUUCGUUUUAAAAACAACGAACGACCUGCAGAAAUUUUAAAGAUGACAGAUUUGAAAAUUGCCGGAAAGAAAAUCUACGUCUUCCCUUGUAUUAUGGAACUCUUAUACGACUACCCCAAGUUGGGUGAACCCGAGCCUGUUGUUGUAGAAGAAGCAGGAAAUGGGUCCCAAGUCAAAGAAGAACCACCAAGCAAAAAAAGGAAAGUAGAUGAAGAAGCUAAUGGAGAUGAGGAAAGCGGGGACGAAGAAGAAGAAGAAGAUGAGGAGGAGGAUGAAGACGAAGAAGACGAGGAUGAUGAAGCUGCCGAUGAUGAUUCUGACGAAAGCGACUAAUGUGUAUUCAGACAUUAUUCUGACAAGUUUUUUAAAUCUUUAGAAAUGAAGGGUUUAACCGUCUUUUUUUCAAAUGACGAUGUUCUGUGUAAUCAAAUAUUUCAUGUCGUGUUUUUUCCCAUUGGGAGAUACACCUAACACGAUUGCGAGACGCUUAAUCGAUGGAUGCAA
Daphnia pulex (common water flea) is the source of this 1598-nucleotide messenger RNA. Its product is annotated as keratin, type II cytoskeletal 1-like. The record is from RefSeq and is a predicted model, not a curated record. Lineage: Eukaryota; Metazoa; Arthropoda; Branchiopoda; Diplostraca; Daphniidae. The transcript is spliced from 8 exons. The coding region runs from base 138 to 1427 and encodes 429 amino acids.